Molecule: messenger RNA, 438 nt
Organism: Baudoinia panamericana UAMH 10762
Lineage: Eukaryota; Fungi; Ascomycota; Dothideomycetes; Mycosphaerellales; Teratosphaeriaceae
Exons: 1
Coding region: 1-438 (145 amino acids)
Source: RefSeq, a predicted model, not a curated record
AUGAAGGACGACGACGACUCAUCCGCUACAGUCCCGCUUCUGCAUUUACCACCAGAGCUCCGCAUUGCGAUCCUCGAGUUCGUGCUCAUCCACGACAUCGACCAUUUCGCCGAGACUGCUCAACUCCCCGCUCUGCUAUCGGUCAACCAUCAGCUCCGCAACGAACAUUCACCCGUCUUCUAUGCAACGCCACUCAUCACCAUAGAUGUCUACUAUAACGCAUCAGACUCCUGGUGCGAGGUGCGCGACACGACUGCGAAGCGAGUGAUACUCGAGCGCAGUCUGUUCGUGGACCUCACCGACUUCUGGAGCCUGGCAAGUGCACGGAGGCAGUGCCAGCAAGUUACGUUCUCGCAUGGCGGGGAAGUACAGAAGGGCAUUGUGACGGUGAGGACGAAUGCGGGGUUUAGGCGGUGGCAGUGGAGUAUGGAGCUUUAA